Molecule: messenger RNA, 2097 nt
Organism: Haliotis rufescens (red abalone)
Lineage: Eukaryota; Metazoa; Mollusca; Gastropoda; Lepetellida; Haliotidae
Exons: 3
Coding region: 1-2097 (698 amino acids)
Source: RefSeq, a predicted model, not a curated record
AUGGCCACCAAUUUAGACAAGGCAUUUGGAUCCUUUCGCCGUCUUCGUGAUCGGCUUCAAUCUCCACGCUUUGUAUUGGCGGAUGCAGGGACUCAUGGCUUGUCUACGAUUUCUCCGGAACUAGAUGGUGACAUCGCAACAUUAGCUCCUAAGCGUCCGUACUCAGCUUCUUCAGUGGAUGACAGGGACCUCGUUCACCUCGACACCACUGUUCGAAGGACCCUCCCGUUGGUCUCCACUAUUUUAUCAGCAACUGAAGCACUUUCGUCGGCUCUAGCUCAUGCAUCUUCCUCAGAAGAAUCCUGUAUUCGAGGUGCUGUGACCCUCAUCCAGGAUAAAACGACAGCUAUACUAGACCUCCUUGCUCACCAUGCGGGAUCUAUCACUUCUCUUCGUCUGCUUCUUUUCGUGGCCGUGGCCGAGCACGCCAACAUCAGCGAGGAGGGAAAUCAGGCGGACGCACCGUCUCCUUUUCAGGGACUAAAGGAAACACUAACUCUCCUAAGCCAGGAGACACUAACCACAAAUGACUCACUACAACAGCAGGACGACUGGGACCUUCCGACUCCAGCCAUUCCGAUUUUCUCGUCUCCUGUAGGCGGAAAACUAGGCACGUUCGCUUUAAACUGGACCAUCCUAGACGACCCAUAUGUGUCUCGUCUCCUACAAACAGGUUAUCCUCUACCUCUUGCCACCACACCUCCGACGACGUGCAAACCGCCUCAACAUCUGUAUCCAGCCAAACAACUUCCAGUUCUCAUAGACACCAUAAACACGUUACUUGUAAAGAACGCAAUAGAGUGUCUGGGCACUCAGCCAAUGACACCAGGGUUCUAUUCUCCAAUUUUUCUGGUUCCCAAGAAAAACAGUCCUCAACUACGUCUCAUCUUCAACAUGAAAACCUUCAACAAACUAUACCUAGAGACUCCUCCACACUUUCGCAUGACAUCAAUCACUCUACUACGAACGAUUAUUCAUCCCGGCGACUUCAUGAUCAGCCUAGAUAUACAAGACGCGUACUUACACGUCCCUAUCCUGCCAGAGCACCGCCAUUUUCUUCGGUUUGUGUUCCUAGGCCAACACUACCAAUGGCGAGUGCUCCCAUUUGGAAUUUCUUCGGCCCCGUGGCUAUUUACUCGCCUCACAAAACCCUUCGUCAAGUUCCUACACACUCGAGGCAUCGUCUUCGAAACGUACAUCGACGACUGCAUUCAAGCCAACAAGGAUUCGAACACUCUACUUCAUCACCUCGAUUUCUCUCAACGCCUACUUCAUCAACUAGGUUGGAUCAUCAACCCAAAAAAGUCCGAAACUAUUCCAACACAACGUCUCCAGUUCAUCGGAGCCCUCUUCGACACGAGUCUGGGCAAGAUGUUUGUACCCCAAGAUCGUUGGGAGAAAAUCCAACGCCUCGUUCCAUUGGCACUCAAACAGCCAAUUUCCUUACGUCAAUGGCAACAACUUCUUGGUCUCCUAACAUCAGCACAAGCCCUCACCAAGAGAGGUCAACUUCACUUACGGCCAAUCCAGUGCUUCCUCAAGCCCUUCCUUCAGGACGACGAUUGUCAGGUUCUAAUAUCUCUUCCAAACCAUCUACACCCACACCUCAAAUGGUGGUUAACUCCAUCAAAUGUCUGCGAAGGAGUCUCCUUGCAACCAUUCAGCCCGACCCUCCACCUGUUCGUCGACGCCUCAACCGUCGGAUGGGGAGCUCAUUGCCAAGACCUACAAGUGGCAGGGCGGUGGUCAUUAGAAGAAAGCCAGCUUCACAUCAACAAUCUAGAAUUCAAACCAGUGAUUCUGGCAGUGUCUCAUUGGUCAACACUCCUUCAGUCCUCCACACUAAUGAUUCAGUCAGACAACCUAUCGGUCGUGUGGUACAUAAACAAGAUGGGAUCCACCAAGUCAACGUCACUUCUAUCUCUAGCACUCGACUUCUUCAAACUGAUCGACUCACUCAACAUUCAAGUUCGAGCGAGACAUAUUCCCGGCAUCGCCAACGUCAUAGCCGACUCCCUGUCCCGACCCGACAAACCAUCUCCCACGGAAUGGCGUCUACAUCCCUUGUUCACGUAUCAGGAUCUCAACAUUCUUUGA